Molecule: messenger RNA, 1691 nt
Organism: Phascolarctos cinereus (koala)
Lineage: Eukaryota; Metazoa; Chordata; Mammalia; Diprotodontia; Phascolarctidae
Gene: ALDOB
Product: aldolase, fructose-bisphosphate B
Biological process (GO): glycolytic process
Molecular function (GO): fructose-bisphosphate aldolase activity
Source: RefSeq, a predicted model, not a curated record
AAACGUUUGCACACUCCCAGAUUCGUCCUAUUUGGCAGCUGCCUCCUCAUCAGGAACUUCUAACAUCACUCAAAGACUCUCUCCACCAAAUAACCCACCACCAUGGCCCACCGUUAUCCAGCACUCACCCCAGAACAGAAGAAGGAGCUCUCAGACAUUGCCAAACGCAUUGUUGCUGAUGGCAAAGGCAUCCUGGCUGCAGAUGAAUCUGUUGGUACCAUGGGCAAUCGCCUGCAGAGGAUCAAGGUAGAGAACACGGAAGAAAACCGCCGUCAGUUCCGAGAAAUCCUCUUCUCUGUGGACAAAUCCAUCAGCCAGAGCAUUGGGGGUGUGAUCCUUUUCCAUGAGACUCUCUAUCAGAAGGAUAGUCAGGGAAAGUGGUUCAGAGACAUCCUCAAGGAAAAGGGAAUCGUGGUGGGAAUCAAGCUGGACCAAGGUGGUGCUCCCUUGGCAGGAACAAAUGGAGAAACCGCCAUUCAAGGCUUGGAUGGACUCUCUCAGCGCUGUGCCCAGUACAAGAAGGAUGGUGCUGACUUUGGGAAGUGGCGGGCUGUGCUGAAGAUCGCUGACCAGUGUCCCUCCAGCCUGGCCAUCCAGGAGAAUGCCAAUGCGCUGGCCCGCUAUGCCAGCAUCUGCCAACAGAAUGGACUAGUCCCCAUUGUGGAGCCAGAAGUCAUCCCUGAUGGAGAUCAUGACCUUGAGCAUUGCCAGUACGUCUCUGAGAAGGUCCUGGCCGCUGUCUACAAGGCCCUGAAUGACCACCAUGUCUACUUGGAGGGAACACUACUGAAGCCCAACAUGGUGACAGCUGGACAUGCCUGCACCAAGAAGUACACACCUGAACAAGUGGCUCUGGCCACUGUCACAACUCUCCACCGAACGGUCCCUGCUGCUGUUCCAGGCAUCUGCUUUCUAUCUGGAGGCAUGAGUGAAGAAGAUGCCACUCUCAAUCUAAAUGCCAUCAACCUUUGCCCACUGCCCAAGCCCUGGAAGCUAAGUUUCUCCUAUGGACGAGCCCUGCAGGCCAGUGCACUUGCUGCCUGGGGGGGCAAGGCUGCAAACAGGAAGGCAACCCAGGAGGCAUUUGUGAAGAGGGCUCAGGCAAACUGCCAGGCAGCCAAAGGGCAGUACGUUCAUUCAGGCUCAUCUGGUUCUGCUGCCAGCCAGUCCCUUUUCACUCCCAGCUAUACCUACUAGUGUCGUAGGAAUCUCUCCCCCACCGUUGUCCCAGCUCCUCUUUACAUGUCAUUAGGAGGUGACUGAGGAGUGAAUGUAUUUCAACCCAGAUUGGAAAUUGUGUGACAAUUAUGAUUGGACUUAGACACACACACACACACACACACACACACACACACACACAACACACACACACCCCUUCUUCUCCCCACCCUUCCCUAAUCCCCCUCCCAACUCCCAUUUUAAGGACCUGAAACCAAUUUUCACAAAGCUGUUCCUUGCUGGUGGGGAAGCUGGAUAACAGUUUCAACCCCGUCUCAGUGACGCUCCUUCCCUGCAGCUUAAGAGUAAUUAGUAUUUUUUUUUAAAUGCCACUUUUCUGCCAUGAAUAACAGUCAUCCAGUGAAACACCUCUCAGAAGCUGUGGACUGAUGAGCAUUUCUUACCGAGCAGUCCUGGCAGUCUGCAAACCAGUACUUGCAUUGGAAAAUAAAUAAAACAUUUUAUAAACACUU